Cebus imitator (Panamanian white-faced capuchin) is the source of this 9282-nucleotide messenger RNA. It is a transcript of the gene MAP4, whose product is annotated as microtubule associated protein 4. Gene Ontology annotation, cellular component: neuron projection. The transcript has 18 exons. Gene Ontology annotation, biological process: microtubule cytoskeleton organization; neuron projection development. Gene Ontology annotation, molecular function: microtubule binding. Bases 505 to 7032 code for a protein of 2175 amino acids. NCBI's taxonomy places the organism in Eukaryota, Metazoa, Chordata, Mammalia, Primates, Cebidae. The record is from RefSeq and is a predicted model, not a curated record.
AGCAUGCGCGCCGACUCCCACACUUUCUCCGCUCUAGGCGCCCAGGCUCUAAGAUAGAGCGACGACCAUCAACAGCGGAGGCAGACGGUCGGCCUGCCGUCCGCUUCGGCAUUGUCAGGCCCGAGGCCGGAGCAUGUAGCCCCCAGGCGAACUUCGCCCCUCAACGGCCCGCCGCUCGCGCAGCUCUGCAGAGAGAGCGUGGCGGCGGGGUUAGUACCAUUGGUCCGUCGCAGCCCUCUGCCCGCCCCCUCGCCACGCUUAUUGGCCGAAGUGGCGGCGCCCGCCGGGUAGGCGGUGGCGGCGUCCCUCUCUCGCGCCUGCCCUCAAGAGGGCGACGAGGAAGCGGCCGCCUCCCUGCGCCCCGCCCCUUCGGCUAGCUUGCUGGCUCCCGGCUCCUCCCGACGUCUCCCAGCUCCUCACGGCUCUUCCCGGCGCUCUCCUGGCUCCCUCCUGCUCCGGCUCCGGCUCCGGCUCGGCGGCGGCGGGCAGUUGCAGUGGUGCAGAAUGGCUGACCUCAGUCUUGCAGAUGCAUUAACAGAACCAUCUCCAGAAAUUGAGGGAGAGAUAAAGCGGGACUUCAUUGCCACACUAGAGGCAGAGGCCUUUGAUGAUGUUGUGGGAGAAACUGUUGGAAAAACAGACUAUAUUCCUCUCCUGGAUGUUGAUGAGAAAACCGAGAACUCAGAGUCAAAGAAGAAACCAUGCUCAGAUACUAGCCAGGUCGAAGAUACUCCAUCUUCUAAACCAACACUGCUAGCCAAUGGUGGUCAUGGAAUAGAAGGGAGUGAUACUACAGGGUCUCCAACUGAAUUCCUUGAAGAGAAAAUGGCCUACCAGGAAUACCCAAACAGCCAGAACUGGCCAGAAGAUACCAACUUUUGUUUCCAACCUGAGCAAGUGGUCAAUCCUAUCCAGACUGAUCCCUUUAAGAUGUACCGUGAUGAUGGCCUGACAGAUUUGGUCUUUAUCUCCAGUGGAACAGGCAAUUCUUCAAUAUUUACAGGACAAAGUGAUCCCUUGAAAGACAGCUAUGGUAUGUCUCCCUGCAACACAGCUGUUGUACCUCAGGAGUGGUCUGUGGAAGCCUUAAACUCUCCACACUCACAGUCCUUUGUUUCCCCAGAGGCCAGUGCAGAACCUCCUCAGCCAACAGCAGAGCUAGCCAAGGAAAUAGAAAUGGCAUCAGAAGAAGAGAGGCCACCAGCACAAGCACUGGAAAUAAUGAUGGGACUGAAUACUACGGAUAUGGCACCAUCUAAAGAAACAGAUAUAGCUGUCACCAAGGACAUGGCACAAGAAGUGGCAUUGGCUAAAGAUAUGGAACCACCCACCAAAUUAGAUGUGACUCUGGCCAGGGACACACAGCCAUCCAUGGAAUCAGAUAUGGCCCCAGUCAAGGACAUGGAACUACCCAUAGAAACAGAAGUGACCCCAGUUAAGGAUGUCGGAUGGCCCACAGAAACAGAUAUGUCUUUGGCCAAGCAUGUGGUACUUCCCACAGAAACAGGGAUAGCCCCAGCCAAGAAUGUGACACUGUUCAAAGAAACAGAGAGGGCACCUCCUAUAAAAAUGGACUUGGCUUCUUCCAAGGACAUGGAACCACCGAAAGAAAAUGAGAUAGCCCCAGCCAAGGGUUUGGCGUUACCCUCAGAAAUAGAGGUGGCACAGGCUAAAGACAUUAUAUCAUCCUCAGAAACAUCCUCCACUGAGAAAGUGGCUUUGUCCUCCGAAACAGAGGUAGCCCUGGCUAUCGACAUGGCACAGCCCCCAGAAACCAAUGUGUUCUUGACCAAGGAUAAAGCACUGCCUUUAGAAGCAGAGGUGGCCCCAGUCAAGGACAUGGCUCAACUCCCAGAAACAGAAGUGGCCCUGGGCAAGCAUGUGGCUCCGUCCACAGAAAAAGAAGUGGCCUCGUUGAAGAAGGACCUGUCUCCACUGUCAGAAACAGAAAUGGCUCUGGGCAAGGAUGUGACUCCACCUCCAGAAACAGAAGUAGUUCUCAUGAAGAACGUAUGUCUGCCUCCAGAAACAGAGGUGGUCCUGACUAAGGACCAGGUCCCAGCACCCAAAACAGAAGCAGCCCUGGCUAAGGAUGGGGUUCUGACCCCGGCCAACAAUGUGACUCCAGCCAAAGAUGUUACACCACUCUCAGAAACAGAGGCAACAUCAGUUCCAAUUAAAGACAUGGAAAUUGCACAAACACAAAAAGGAAUAAGUGAGGAUUCCCUUUUAGAAUCUCUGCAGGAUUCGGGGCAGUCAGCUGCACCUACUUUGAUGAUUUCACCAGAACCCGUCACAGAUAUGGGGGAAAAGUGCAGCUUGCCAGCCAAUGAAGACUCUGUGUUAGAAAAAUUAGAGGAAAAGAAACCAUGCAACAGUCAACCUUCUGAGCUUUCUUCAGAGAUCUCAGCCAACUUCAUGUUUUCCGGUACCCCUCCCACACAAGCCAAACAAGCUUGCAGACCCAGUGACCACAGGUCAGCCCGGCCCAAGCCUGCCAGGGUCCCUCCUGAGCUGCUGGGAGGCCCUCCUCCAUGGAAGACUCUUGAUCACAGGCUGGGCCACUGCUCUUUGUCUGAGUCAGGUUGGGUCUCUAGUUCAUCCUCCUGUGGUGAACCUAGGAACCAAAGGAAAAGUAUUCAUGUUGACUCACUUGAACCCCAGAGGGAUCUUGGCAGGGAGUCCUGGGAUAUAGAAAGCACACCAAUGAUGAUGAAGAAAAAGAAGAAGAAACCAAAACAAAAGAGAUACUCUCAACCCCGGGCUGGAGGACCUUGGAAUGAUGACAAUGCAGAUAAGCCUAAAGGUCAUCCCUUUCCAGCUGACACACAAAAAGCAGGUGUUCUUCCCAGCCAACCUACCACUAUGAGUACAGAAUAUGGACUUGUAUCUGGAGAAAACUUGAAAAGGGAAUGUGUAGUUGACUCUAGUGCAGCCAGACUGGUAGCUGAGAACUUUGUCUCAGACAGCCUCAGAAUUCCUUUAUGUCCUUCAGAAGAACCCCCAGAAACUGCAGUAAGUUCUCAGUCCACACUGAGAGAAGAUGAAGAGAGCAAAGGUAACAAGUCAGUACCACAAAGCCAAGACAAGAAAUUGCUGAAGCAACAUGAAUACAAACCACAGCCUGCACCCGACCUGAAGAUUCCUGUAGAUAAAAGCCAGUUAGUAGGCCCUCUAAAUCUGAAAGGGCCCCUAGCAGAAGUUUCAGCAUACAAUGUAGAAACUCAUUUGGAUAGCACACUCAAAGAGAGUUGCUGUCCUCUCUUGGACCAAGAGGUUAUGGGUAUAGUUUUAAAACCCACAGCAGCAAAAGAACUACCAAAUUUGAUAGCAAGUAAUCUAUUAGAAUGUAAUCUAAAAGAAGGGAAUAGUGAAAGCAAAAUGACUAAACUGCAGAAUGUCAAACAGAAAGAGUUUCCUGAAGGAGCUGGAGAGGAUAAAGAACUAAAAAAGGAAGCUUUUCCCAAGCAAAGACAAGAGAUUAGCAUCUUUACUUCUGAGCAGCUGCAGGGCCAAGUGAUGGUACAGGUCCCUGGGCUAGAGAAUGAACCAUUUAAGAGAAUGGCAGGUGAUGGCAAAAGCAGGAAGGGAAGGGGAAGUUCUGGGAAAAUGAGAACAGAUUCUGGGAAGGUAAAAGCAAAAUCUGAGCUGCCGUUUCUUCUGGACAGCCAGAAGGAAGGAAGGGCUGUCCUCAUACAGAGUGAGCCAGUCCCUAAAACUGAAGGAAUGGCUACUCAGGAUAAGAGUGAGGAGCUGGGGCUGAAUUAUUCAAAGCAACCAGGCACUAUGAGUGAUCUCAUGGAGGCAGCAGUGAUAGGGGAGCCUAAAGAAACUACUCAGCUUAAGGUGGCAGACACCCUGCAGGCAUUGAUUCCCUUGGAAAGUAAAUCAGACAUGACUCAGACUUCUGGUGUUAGGACAGAAACAGGAGAUGGAGUCAAAGAUAUGAGUGUCAGUAACCAGAGCAAGGAAGGAAAAUGUCCUUGGAAGGAUCAUGAGACAGCUCCCUGGAUUUCUGAAAAGCCUAAAAAGAGAGGCAAUGAAGGCAAAAGCAGAAAGUUUCGAAAUAAUUAUUCCACACAGCCUGCUAAAAUGGAGAGGAAGGAAGAAAUCCUCAACCCACCUUUUGAAGGAAAGGACGGAGUUGCUGGUAGUAUUCCCCAUAAAAGCGAGGAAUUAGGACUUACUUUCCCCAAAACACAUGAUUUGUUGUUCUUACAUAUAGCAGGUACACCCACAGUCAAAGCAGUUGACAGAAAGUGUGGAAAUGUUGAGGUUAAUUUUGUUGAGCUUGGGACUCUUGAGGAAAGCAAAACAAGUACAGUCAAGGCUUCUGCUGUUACUGAACCAGCUGCCAAGGUGACAGAUGUGAACUGCCAAGAGCAAAUCCAGGGAGCAGGAUUUGUUCCUUCAGUACUAUCUGAGGAGAAUGAGACAGAUGCAGCCAAUAGACACACUGCAGUAGCUGACAAACCAAGUAAAAGGAGUAAUGAUGGAAAAAGUAAAAAGGUUAAAAAUAGUUCUCCUGAGAAACACAUUCUGGAGAAUAAGAUAGAUGCAACAAAAAUACAUGUUCCCAUGGAAACCACAGGGGACCAGGGAAUGGAAGGAAUGGCCUAUAUGGACGAAAAUAGAAAUAUUACAUUUACCUGUCCCAGAACACCAUCAGAGCUGAUGAAUAAGUCAUUUCCUCUAGAGGUUCUGAAAUCAGCAGCCUGUGAAAAACUGCCCACUCCUACUUCUCAAGUAGUAAAGGAAAGUGAUUCCUUUCCAGAUACCUUGGCAAAAAAUGGGCAAGAGAUAACCCCAGCCCAGAUUUCUAAAUCAUUAGUAGUAGAUAACUAUACCAAAGAUGGAGUCCCAGGUCAAGAAAGACCCAAGCCUCCCUCUGCUGUUGUGCCCUCUACAAGCACAGGAGGAGUUGCUCUGCCUAUUACAGCAGCCAUAGAAACAGUUAACAGUCAUGGAGAUAACUCUCUUAAGAAUAAAGGUGAGCUUGCUGAUUCCAUGAAAAAUGAAGCAGGGAUCGAUGAAGGGCAUGUGGUAGGAGAAUAUGAGUCAGUGCACAAUGGUGCAUCUAAGCAUUCAGUAGAGAAAGUCACAGCACUAGCAAAACGUCACUUCCUUCCUGGAGUGCCAGUAGAAGAUCAGAGCCUACCAAGAGAGGUCGGAGCCCUAGAAGCAUAUGCAGAUAGAGGUAAUUUCCCAGCACAUUUAGUGAACGAAGAGAAAGAGACUAAAGAAGGGUCUGCCCCAGUUCAACUUCCUGACUUACUAGAAGACAAAGCACAAAAGCUCAGUUUUUGUGAGGACCAAAAUGCUCAAGAUAGAAAUUCCAAGGGUACAGAUAGUUUGAAUAAGCAGGUAAAUCUGACUCUUUUGUCUCCAAAAAGUGAAAAUGAUAAAUUGAAAGGGAUUAGUCUGACUUGUAAAAUCAUGGAAUUGGAAAGUGUUUCCUUGCCAACACCAGAAAUCAGGUCAGAUUUCUUACAUAGCAAAGCCGAAGCUCCUCCUUCAGAUGUGGCGGAUAAGUUAGUAAUAAUGACUGCUUCCAAGGGUGUUCGACUCCCAGAACCCAAAGAUAAGAUCUCAGAGACACCUCAGAAAAUGACAGAAAAAUCUGAAUCAAAGACACUGGGAGAAGGGAAAAAGGAAGAUAAAAGCAGAAUGACAGAACCAAUGAAAGGCUACAUGAGACCCACCAAGUCCCGUGGACUUACUCCACUUUUGCCAAAGUCUACAAUCCAGGAACAAGAGAGAUAUAAGCAACUGAAGUCCACUGGAGUAGCCAGGCCAGAAGAAGGAAGGCCUGCUGUGAGUGGGGCUGGAAAUGACAUCACCACCCCACCAAACAAGGAGCUCCCACCAAGCCCAGAGAAGAAAACAAAGCCUUUGGCGUCCACUCAGCCUGCAAAGACUUCAACAUCGAAAGCCAAAACACAGCCCACUUUUCUCCCUAAGCAGCCAGCUCCCACCACCACUGGUGGGUUGAAUAAAAAACCCAUGAGCCUUGCUUCAGGCUUAGUACCAGCUGCCCCACCCAAACGCCCUGCUGUCGCCUCUGCCAGGCCUUCCAUCUUAUCUUCAAAAGACGUGAAGCCAAAGCCCAUUGCAGAAGCAAAGGCUCCUGAGAAGCGGGCCUCACCAUCCAAGCCAGCUUCUGCCCCAGCCUCCAGAUCUGGAUCCAAGAGCACUCAGACUGUUCCAAAAGCCACAACAGCUGCCGCUGUUGCCUCAACUGGGCCAAGCAGUAGGAGCCCCUCCACGCUCCUUCCCAAGAAGCCCACUACCAUUAAGACUGAGGGAAAACCUGCAGAAGUCAAGAAGAUGACUGCAAAGUCUGUUCCAGCUGACUUGACUCGCCCCAAGAGCACCUCCACCAGUUCCAUGAAGAAAACCACCACUCUUGGUGGGACAGCCCCUGCUGCAGGGGUGGCUCCCACCCGAGUAAAGCCCACACCUGUGCCAUCUCGGCCCUCCACAACUCCUUCCAUAGACAAGAAGCCCACCUCGGCCAAGCCCAGCUCCACCACCCCCAGACUCAGCCGCCUGGCCACCAAUGCUUCUGCUCCUGAUCUGAAGAAUGUCCGCUCCAAGGUUGGCUCCACGGAAAACAUCAAGCAUCAGCCUGGAGGAGGCCGGGUUCAGAUUCAGAACAAGAAAGUGGACAUCUCUAAGGUCUCCUCCAAGUGUGGGUCUAAGGCUAACAUCAAGCACAAGCCUGGUGGAGGAGAUGUCAAGAUUGAAAGUCAGAAAUUGAACUUCAAGGAGAAGGCCCAGGCCAAGGUGGGAUCCCUCGAUAAUGUGGGCCACCUACCUGCCGGAGGUGCCGUGAAGACUGAGGGCGGUGGCAGCGAGGCUCCUCUGUGUCCGGGCCCCCCUGCUGGGGAGGAGCCGGCCAUCUCUGAGGCAGCACCUGAAGCUGGCGCCCCCACUUCAGCCAGUGGCCUCAGUGGCCACCCCACCCUGUCAGGGGGUGGUGACCAAAGGGAGGCCCAGACCUUGGACAGCCAGAUCCAGGAGACAAAUUGAGACCUACAGGCUGACGUUCCGGGCAAACGCCAGGGCCCGCACCGACCACGGGGCCGACAUUGUCUCCCGCCCCCCACACUUCCCUGGUGGCCCCAACUCAGGCUCUCGGGUCCUUGGCCCCCUUUCCCGGGCUGUCCACUAGAUCAGUGAGCGCUUAGGUGCCAGGCAGCCAGCGCCAGGCAGCCCGCUAGGCUCGCCUUCCCUCCUGCUUUGCGCCCUGGGGCAGCAGCAGCCGCCCUGCCCACACCUCUCACUCCCGGCUGGGCCCAGCUCCCUGCUUUGGUCUUGUCCCAUCACUGCGCCACUGCUCCACGGAGAGGUUGGGAGGGGAUUGGAGUGGCUGAGGCUAAGUUGGGAUCUAGGAGAGGAGAACCAGAUUCUGCCCUCAUCUUUGUUUGGUUCUUUUGGUCCAAACCCAAAAGAAACAUGCCCUCCCUCCCUGGAUCUACCUGGAGGGAAGAGUGGCGGCGGGUUCCAAGUGGUGACAGGACGCUGACCCUGGGGCUUAAGCCACUGCCUCUCCCUUUGGCCUCAAAAAGGCACCCCCCCUCCCCCGCAGGUGGUAUCAGGCCCUUCUUGCUGCCCUGCCCCAAGUUAGGGGCCAGUGCUGUCCCCAUGCUUAACAUACCCACCUAGCUGCUGUCACAUUUUUUCUUUUGUCCUUUUAUUUUUUUUUUCUAAUAACCUAAAAACUGGCAAAAUAGUUCUGCAGGUUGAAGCCAUGUCUACGUGAAAGUCCUCAGUAAGUGUUAGAGGGAACAGGGCGAGGCGAUCCUUAUGCUGCCCCCACUGGAGGAUGUGGGCAGUUAGGGCCCUGGAGGUGGCGUGGCAGGAAGUGCAGAGGCUGUGGCUGGUGACUGGGUCAGGCACACGAGGGGCUCUUAGAGCGGUGACUCGUUGGUUGUUUUGCCAUUUUGUGUGUAUGCUGCUUUUCUUUUCUAACCAUGAGGCUGAUUUUGGCAUCUCUGUCCCAUUCCCUGGAUCUGGUGGUGGUCAGCCCUAGGAUACAAAGCCAGGGCUAGAGAACAGGAAAGGGCCCAGGAGAUGGAAUUCCUUCAGGCCGGCACGCGCAGCCUAGGACACGCAAGCCCUCAUGUCCAGGGGAGCCUCAUGCAGAUAGUGGGAAAUCAGGUCUGGAAAUGCAAAAAGGCAUGAGACUAAGGCCAUCUGCUUCCCUUAAUGCCCUGACUGGAGAGGGGAGGGAAGAGAGGCCAGGCCCGCAAAGGGCGUCCCAGCUAGGCCUUGGGAUGGCUGCAGUGAGAAAUCCCGGGAACUGUAUUGACACAAAGAUUCUUAUUGCACUUGUAUUUUUUUGUAUCAAAGUUUGCAUGGUUUCUAAUAAAGGAUUAAAACAUAAGGUUUGUAGUGAAAUGGCCUGGGAGAUUCCAAGGGCUUCUCUGGAGGGGCAUUGGCUGCAGUGCAGAUUGCCCCCUGAGGAUGCCCCAGACUUGGCCGCCUCAGGCCCCUUCCUGACCUCUGCCCUUCUCUGGUCCUGGUGUCCCUUGGAGCUGGAGAAGGUAGGGGUCUUGACUUAGGUUUGGAUUUGAUUUCCAUGUGCAGGGAGACUGUCCCUGGGCCUGACACGUCCUUCCCCUUUCUGAGGCAGCAGUGCCUUAGGGAGGUUUGACACCACGUCCCCAGCUCUCCAGGCACACACCAGGAAACUGCAGGGUCUCACGGAGGAAGUGCUGCCUGAGCCCCAGGAACCAGCUUUCCUCCUCAGAGACCAUGUGCAGAACGCUUCCGCUGUGCCUGAACACGAGGGAACCAGUGUUUUGUCAGCAGGAGGAAGGGCCUGCUGUGCUGAAACUAGAAAGGAAGCAGUAAGAGUCGGGUGGUCAGGAGACACCGCAGGGGUGACAGCACAGGCCGAGUACCUGCUGCCUCUGCUGCAUAUGUCCUGGGGUCAUGAGGAUGCUGAGGUUGAUGACAGGCUCCAGGUCCUUUCACUCCUUUGACCAAGAGUUAGGGGGAAGGAGGUGGCCCAAGUGGAGUGUUCUCUAGGUGGGCUGCAGGAGUGGUCACGAGUUCUGAGAGGUCAUCUGGUCAUAGCUCCCUCAAAGGAUCCUGCACGCCAGAGCACCCGAGAAGGCCGGGAGCAGAAGCCCUGUGUGAUGUGUACUCCACAGCUGUUUGGGGUGGGAUGUUUCUGUACUUCCCAAUUUGCUUAUGGCUCAGCCAUUAUCUGUGUCGGUCUGUGAUUCUGUGUAACAGUUUUAAGAGUAAAUAAAGCUGCCUGAUGUCCCACCA